AUGCUCCCCAAAGUGAGAACCCUUUUGUUGGGUGACAUCCCCCCCAUGCGCCAAGAGGCCAAGCUUCUCUGGAAGAUCGACUGGUUCAUCCUCAGUUAUUGUUGCCUCCAGGUAAAUCUAGAUCGAAGUAACAUAUCUAACGCCUAUGUGAGCGGAAUGAAGGAGGAGCUUCACAUGUACGGGAAUGAGUACAAUAAAAUCAAUACCGUCUUCACCUGCGGCUAUAUCGUAGGAAUGAUUCCCAACAACCUGAUGCUCCAGAUCGUUCCUCCACAUAUUUGGCUCCCAUGCAUGCAGAUAUUGUGGGGUGUGCUGACUUUCUGCACCAGCGCUGUGCAUAAUGUUCAAUCCAUAUACGCAAUCCGAUUUUUCCAAGCUAUGGCCGAGUCAUCAACUUUCGUAGGCACCCACUACAUCCUAGGUUCAUGGUUUUCCGGUGUUCUCCAGGCUGCGAUAUACAAACAUCUAAAUGGGUAUGCCGGCCGAAGCGGAUGGCGCUGGUUAUUCAUCAUUGAUGGGGUUAUUACCUUGCCCAUUGCAAUCUACGGUUUCGUUAUUUUUCCAGACAUGCCCUUGACAACCAAGGCUUUUUAUCUGACUGAACAAGAAAGAAAAUUAGCCUCAGACCGGCUCCAAGACGAGAUUCAAGUCGUACGGAAGCCUGUGUCACGGGCUACCGUCAAACGAAUCCUUGGAAAAUGGCGAUGGUAUGGAUGCAGCCUCCUGUUCGCAAUCUCCGGAGAAACCGAGAGCUUCGGAUCGAACAACAUAAUGGGACAAUGGAUGAAAGCUAUUGGAGGAUACAGUGUGGAACAGAUCGAUUAUUAUCCGUCCGGCGCCACCGCUUUUGCCAUUGCAUCAACUCUAAUUUGCGCCUCCUGGACAGACUAUACUCGCAUCCGAUGGCCAGUGCUAGUGUACAUGUCGGUCGCGUGUUCUAUAUCUGCAACCUGCCUUCUUAUUUGGAACAGUCCCACUGGCUUGAAGUUUUUCGCUUUCUAUAUAGCUGGGGCCUCUUAUGCUGGUCAAGCGACCACAUUCGCGUGGGCGAACCAGAUAUGUGCAGACGACGAUCAAGAGCGGGGCAUUGUGCUCGCCUCUAUGAACAUGUGGAAUAAUGUGAUCAACGCAUGGUGGCCUCUUGUUUUCUAUCUGGCGACAGAUGCGCCUAGGUUCCACAGAGGCAUGAUCGCAAUGAUAUGCGUUAGUGGCGCGACGCUAGGUGUCACAGGACUAGUAUGGUACUUGGAAAGAAGAGAAAAGAUAGCGCAAAAGAAGGUAUCAGAUGAUUAUGACGAAGGGCUGCAGGGAGAUAGAAAUUCUUUGAAUCAUCAGGUGACGAGUUGA
Molecule: messenger RNA, 1347 nt
Organism: Guyanagaster necrorhizus
Lineage: Eukaryota; Fungi; Basidiomycota; Agaricomycetes; Agaricales; Physalacriaceae
Product: MFS general substrate transporter
Exons: 16
Coding region: 1-1347 (448 amino acids)
Biological process (GO): pantothenate import across plasma membrane
Cellular component (GO): plasma membrane
Molecular function (GO): pantothenate transmembrane transporter activity
Source: RefSeq, a predicted model, not a curated record